CUGGGGGGAUGUGGGUGGGAGAGACUGUCAGGGUGGUGGGGCUGGAUGGCAGCUCUAUCCCCAUGGCCCACGUGUGGGUAUGGGGCUGUUUUUGGUCCUUCUGCACCCGGAGAGAAGAAGCCAUCACGCCUGGUGGCCCUGGCACCAAGCUGGGGAGCCCAUGCACAGCCAGGGCAGCUCGCUUCCAGCCUUUGCCCUUGGGACACAGAAGCUGGUGUUCCUCAUCCCCUUCUGGUUUUCCUUUUUUUGCCCUCCUUUGCCCCAAACCAAAAACAAAGCUCCAGAUAGCACCUGAGCAAAGCACUGACACCUGAGCAACUGCAUUUUUCACCAGCAAUGGCAAAAAAUAGCCACAGCCGCAUCCCGUGCUGCUCCUCCACGGGUGUGAUGGACUGCAGCUAACCAGGCCUGACACGGCAGUGAUGGGCUGGGCUCUGAGGGCAUCCCCUCUAUGGCUGCACAGGGACCCCCUGAUCCCCUCCUGUGCUCCCACAGGUGGUGAAGAUGUCCGGUGGCGAGCCCGAGCGCCCUCAGUUCCUCUUUGUGAAGGCUCUGGCGAGCCGGGGCCGGCUGGAGGCAGUGACCCAGCAGAUGGGCUACCACCCGCGCUACCUCGACAGCUUCCUGAAGACGCAGCACUACCUGCUGCACAUGGACGGCCCGCUGCCCUUUGACUGCCGCCAUUACAUCGCCAUCAUGGCGGCCGCGCGUCACCACUGCCGGUACCUGGUGAACCUCCACGUGCUGCAGUUCCUGCGGGCGGGGGGGGAUCCCCAGUGGCUGCGUGGUCUCGAUUUCAUCCCCCCCAAACUGCGCAACCUCAACGAGAUCAACAAGAUCCUGGCGCACAGGCCUUGGCUCAUCACCAAGGAGCACAUCGAGAAGCUGCUGAAGAUCAGUGAGUGGAGCUGGUCGCUGGCAGAGCUGGUGCACGCCGUCGUCCUCCUGGCGCACUGCCACGCGCUUGCCAGCUUCGUUUUCGGCUGUGGUUGUGAGCAGGAGGAGGGGCCGGGGGGCAGGGGCUCGCUGAAGCCCUCUUCACCUGGGAACCAGUGCUUCUGCGAGGCCGCCAUGGGGAACGGCUGCGGGCAGGAGCUGCUGCGCAUCAACCGCAAAAGGUCCCUGGACUCCUGCAUGGAGCUGGACUCGCUGCGGGAGCGCGUUCAGAGGAUCCACGUGGAGACUGAGGGCAGGGAGGAGACGAGGCCGCUGCCACCGGACCGCGAGGAAGAUACUGACGGGGAGGUCACCGGUGCAGCCAACCUCGCGUGCUAUCUGCAGGACCCUGACUUUGGGUACCAGGACUUUGCGCGGCGCGACGAGGAGCAGACGCAGGUAUUCAGAGUCCAGGAUUACUCCUGGGAAGACCAUGGCUUUUCACUGGUGAACCGGCUCUACUCUGACAUCGGGCAUCUCCUGGAUGAGAAGUUUCGCAUGGUGGAUGGUCUGCAGAGCAGUGCCAUGGCCAAGCGGCAGGGCUGUGAACCCUCAGUCUUCAAGCGGGGCAUCUGGAACUACAUCCACUGCAUGUUUGGCAUCAGGUACGAUGACUAUGACUAUGCAGAAGUGAAUCAUCUAUUGGAGCGAAUGCUGAAAGUUUACAUUAAAACGGUAACCUGCUACCCAGAGAAGACAAACCCAGAAAUGUUUGACAGGUUCUGGAAGCAGUUCAAGCACAGCGAAAAGGUCCAUGUGAACCUGCUUAUUCUGGAGGCCAGGAUGCAGGCAGAGCUGCUGUAUGCACUGCAGGCCAUCACCCAGUACAUGGUCUCGUAGGCGGUGGGAGCUGCGCUGCGGCAGGGCCGGGCAGCAUCCUCUCUCCCUGGACUUGUGUGUGACCCGUCGUGCUGGGACAGAUGGCGAGGGAUGACUCCAUUUAGUUUACUUGACUGUCUUGUUCCUUCUUCU
Molecule: messenger RNA, 1908 nt
Organism: Meleagris gallopavo (turkey)
Lineage: Eukaryota; Metazoa; Chordata; Aves; Galliformes; Phasianidae
Source: RefSeq, a predicted model, not a curated record